GAAGGGCUGGAGAGCGCUGGAUGCUCUUAACGAGCGCACAUGUAGAGCACUUGAUGUGCAGAGGAGAUCUUUCUCUCUCUGGUGAUGAACCGCAGCUGACCACCAGAUUCUCCAGCCCAGUUGUAAGCGACUUUCUCCCGACUUACCCCCAUUAAAGUUUCUUGAGUUGUAGGGGGGGCUCUUCGUUAAUACCCUGGCCUUGCUAACUCCGGGUUGGUCCGAGAGGGACCGUGAAAGCCUCCGCGGGGCCAGGCUGCGCGAGCCGUGGAACUGCCCCGAGCCGCGGGCGCUCAUGGAGGGAGACAUCAUGGACAAACUCGAGGACAUGGCUUCGGUCUACGAGUUCGACCCGCUGACGGGGAACAUCCCCGCCACCAAAGUGGAGAUCACAGUUUCGUGCAGGAAUCUUUUAGACAGAGACACGUUCUCCAAAUCUGAUCCACUGUGUGUCUUGUACACUCAGGGUGUGGAGACCAAGCAGUGGAGAGAGUUCGGAAGAACAGAGGUGAUUGACAACACGCUAAAUCCGGACUUUGUCAGGAAGUACAUCCUGGACUACUUCUUUGAGGAGAAGCAGAACCUACGGUUUGAUUUAUAUGAUGUUGACUCUAAAAGUCCUGAUCUUUCCAAACACGACUUUCUUGGCCAGAUGUUCUGCACGCUGGGCGAAAUCGUGGGGUCGCCGGCCAGCCGACUAGAAAAACCUCUUGGGGGCAUACCGGGCAAGAACUGCGGCACUAUCGUCUUAUCUGCCGAAGAACUGGGAAACUGCAGGGACAGUGCAACCAUGCAGUUCUGUGCCAACAAAUUGGACAAGAAGGACUUUUUCGGGAAAUCGGAUCCCUUCAUGGUCUUUUACAGAAGCAACGAAGAUGGCACGUUUACGAUCUGCCAUAAGACUGAGGUGGUGAAGAACACCCUCAACCCUGUUUGGCAGCCGUUCACCAUUCCCGUCAGAGCUCUCUGUAAUGGAGACUAUGACAGAACAAUCAAAGUGGAAGUGUAUGACUGGGAUCGUGAUGGCAGCCAUGAUUUCAUCGGUGAAUUCACCACCAGCUACAGAGAGUUAGCCCGAGGUCAGAGCCAGUUCAACGUAUAUGAGGUGGUGAAUCCAAAGAAGAAGAUGAAGAAGAAGAAAUAUGUAAAUUCAGGCACGGUGACACUGCUGUCGUUCUCAGUGGAAUCAGAGUCGACUUUCCUCGAUUACAUCAAAGGAGGGACCCAGAUCAAUUUCACUGUGGCCAUUGAUUUCACCGCCUCUAACGGAAACCCAUCCCAGUCCACGUCUCUCCAUUACAUGAACCCCUACCAGAUGAACGCCUACGCCCUGGCACUGAAGGCUGUGGGGGAAAUCAUCCAGGACUAUGACAGUGACAAGAUGUUCCCUGCACUGGGAUUUGGAGCCAAGCUGCCCCCCGAUGGACGGGUGUCUCAUGAGUUCCCCCUAAACGGCAAUAUUGAAAAUCCCUACUGUAAUGGUAUAGAGGGGAUAUUAGAGGCGUACCAUCAGAGUCUAAAGACCGUCCAACUAUACGGACCUACCAACUUUGCCCCUGUCGUAAAUCAUGUGGCCAGGUACGCAGCUGCUGUCCAGGAUGGCUCGCAGUAUUUUGUGCUCCUUAUCAUCACAGAUGGGGUUAUAUCAGAUAUGUCACAGACCAAAGAGGCCAUCGUAAAUGCUGCCAAGCUGCCCAUGUCCAUCAUUAUUGUUGGAGUUGGACAGGCUGAAUUUGAUGCUAUGGUCGAGUUGGAUGGUGAUGACAUCAGGAUUUCCUCAAGAGGAAAAUUAGCAGAGCGAGAUAUUGUCCAGUUUGUGCCAUUCCGGGAUUACAUGGACCGGACGGGAAACCACGUGUUGAGUAUGGCGCGACUGGCCAAGGACGUUCUGGCUGAGAUUCCCGACCAGUUCAUUUCUUACAUGAAGAGCCGGGGAAUCAAACCCAAUCCGGCACCACCUCCGUACACACCGCCAGGACACACACACCACACACAGAUCUGAGCUCGCUCUCCCAAACCUGCUUUAACACAACAGAUCCUCUCCCUGGAGUCACGGGGUAGCUGUACCGGAGCUUUUAGGGUUUAGCUCCCAGUGUCACCAUGUGUUUGAACUCUCCGAGACACUCUGAGGUACAGUGGCGUUUUUUGUUUGUGCCAUUUUAAUUUUCUGCCCGUUUUUUUUUUUCCUCGAAAAGACAGUGUGUUCAAGAAUCUGACCUAAGGGCAGCUUUUUUGUUUGUUUUGUUUAAAAAUAUCUCUAUCUUGGCCUGUGACUGUUUCUUAUUUUGUGGAUCAGUUGACAA
This is a messenger RNA of Labeo rohita (rohu), 2300 nucleotides long. It is a transcript of the gene cpne5b, whose product is annotated as copine Vb. Gene Ontology annotation, cellular component: plasma membrane. The transcript is spliced from 20 exons. Gene Ontology annotation, biological process: cellular response to calcium ion. The coding region runs from base 293 to 1999 and encodes 568 amino acids. The record is from RefSeq and is a predicted model, not a curated record. Gene Ontology annotation, molecular function: calcium-dependent phospholipid binding. Lineage: Eukaryota; Metazoa; Chordata; Actinopteri; Cypriniformes; Cyprinidae.